AAUUGUUGUACAGUGAGUGAUCCAGUAGAAUUUUUUUGGAAGAAAAAAAAGCACGUCGUAACCUACAGAAAUUUCAGUAUAAAUAGUCAAGUGAACAAACCAACAGUUGAUAUUAGAAAGAAAGGCUAUUCGAGUAAACACAAAGGCAGAAUGACAACAUUAAUCAAUGUUUCAAAUCCAUGUCAACUGGACAAUGGGUCAUUGAACCAAUCGACAUAUCAAAUAGAUGAAUUGAUCAAAAAAUUGAGAAUAAUCUUUGACAGUGAUCAAGUUGAUGUCGAUGAAUUAGAGAAAAUCUUAAGAGAUUUUCAUUGUGAUUUUUCAGAAUGGCAAAGAUUUACAUUUUUUAGUAAAACAGGUUAUACACGUAAUCUUGUUGAUGAAGGCAAUGGAAAGUAUAAUCUUUUAUUACUAUGUUGGUCUGGAGGUCAAAAAACUGGCAUACAUGAUCAUGCUGGCUCUCACUGCUUUGUUAAAGCCAUAAAAGGUCAAGUUAAAGAGACUAUUUUCAAUUGGCCAAAAGACUUCUCACUAGAAAAAUUAAAUGAUUUCAAUAAUCAUAGUGAUAUCCCAUUGACAGUGAAGUCAACUCUGGUUAUGAAUCCUGGUGAUGUCACAUAUAUGCACGAUAAAAUUGGCAUCCAUCGUUUACAGAAUGCUAGUGAUACUGAGCCAGCUAUUACACUUCAUCUAUACUGUCCACCAUAUCAAGAAUCUAUAAACUUUGAAGAGACAACAUGUAAAGCUAAAAAGUGUGAAUUAACAUUCUACAGCAAAUUUGGUAGACAAAUUGAGUAA
Messenger RNA from Trichobilharzia szidati, 798 nucleotides. Lineage: Eukaryota; Metazoa; Platyhelminthes; Trematoda; Strigeidida; Schistosomatidae. The record is from the annotation of a GenBank genome assembly.